AUGAGGAUAAUCAAGCUAGAAAUGUGAAAAAUAAAUAAAUAAAUUCAUAGCAGCACAAAAGUCAAAGAGUCUUGUAAUAUGUUUGUUAAAUACAUAAAUAGUUGUCAUAUGAUGAUAACUAGGAAUGAUCUAUCAAGUGAUUGUCAUCCAUGGCAGCCGAUUAUCAAUACAACAAUCCCUUGCUGGAGGACUUCCUCUUUCCUCCUUAUGAUGCCAUCCAGCCCAAGCACGUCUCCCCUGCCAUCCUCUCACUCUUGGACCAGCUUGAGAGUAAUUUGGUUGAGUUAGAGACUAGAGGAGAACCAACAUGGCCAAAAUUGGUGGAACCAUUGGAGAAGAUUAAAGACAGAUUAUCUGUUGUUUGGGGGAUUGUGAACCAUCUGAAUGCUGUUAUGGAUUCUCCUGAACUUCGUUCAGCCAUCGAAGAAGUCCAGCCAGAGAAGGUAAAGUUCCAGCUUAGAUUGGACCAAAGUAAACCUGUAUACACUGCAUUUAAAGCCAUUCGACAAUCUUCUGAAUGGGAGAGCUUGAACGAGCUACGAUUUGCAAGUGUGGAUUUGGAGCUCCAUAAAAAUUAUAUUCCAGGUGGGCUAGAAUCUGUCUUUGAUAUUGAUCAAAGAGUGAGUAGAAAGACACAAGUGAUGCCCCUACAACCAGAGGACAGAUUCCUCUGUAGUUUCAGUCACAUAUUUGCAGAUACAUAUGCAGCUGGUUACUAUUGCUACCAGUGGGCAGAGGUAUUAGCUGCCGAUGCUUUCUCGGCAUUUGAGGAGGCUGGCUUGAAUAAUGAAAAGGCUGUCAAAGAAACUGGUAUCAAGUUUCGAGAAACUGUUCUAGCACUUGGUGGUGGAAAAUCACCCCUCCAGGUUUUCAUUGACUUCAGGGGACGGGAACCAUCACCAGAGCCACUGCGUAGGUAUUAUGGCCUAAAACCAGCCCUUGCUGUUUCCUGAGACCUUCAUAUAAGAGUUUGAACGCAAGUACUCCAAGGAAUCCUUCAGCUUACUGAAUCUUUUCAUUCCUUUUAACAUUGGAAAACGCUUAAAUCUCGUAUGUAGUAAAAAAAAUGGUUAAUGCUCGGUAACUGCUUGUUUAUCAUAUACACAACCUGAUCCAACAGUUAAAUAAAAUAAGCUAAAACUAUUUUAAGAUUUUA
Messenger RNA from Populus trichocarpa (black cottonwood), 1156 nucleotides. RefSeq names its product probable cytosolic oligopeptidase A. Gene Ontology annotation, cellular component: chloroplast. The transcript is spliced from 8 exons. Gene Ontology annotation, molecular function: metalloendopeptidase activity. The record is from RefSeq and is a predicted model, not a curated record. NCBI's taxonomy places the organism in Eukaryota, Viridiplantae, Streptophyta, Magnoliopsida, Malpighiales, Salicaceae. Gene Ontology annotation, biological process: proteolysis; peptide metabolic process. The coding region runs from base 150 to 953 and encodes 267 amino acids.